Messenger RNA from Coniophora puteana RWD-64-598 SS2, 1956 nucleotides. RefSeq lists its product as uncharacterized. The transcript is spliced from 11 exons. NCBI's taxonomy places the organism in Eukaryota, Fungi, Basidiomycota, Agaricomycetes, Boletales, Coniophoraceae. The record is from RefSeq and is a predicted model, not a curated record. The coding region runs from base 1 to 1956 and encodes 651 amino acids.
AUGACCCUGUCGCCGCCUAUUGACAUGGGCAACACUGAUUCGCCAGCAGCCAGCCCUUUCUGCAACAUCGUCGCCUCUCGCCGCCCACCCUUUGCUGUUGGUCGCGCCGGGGCCAGUAGAAGAUACCUUCGUUUCGAAUCGAGCUUGAUUUGCCGUAGUGAGGACGAGCUCGAAGGCGAACCGGGGAGCGGUUUCCUGGUCAGGCUGCAAAGCUUGGAUGAUAAACCGCUGCUCAUGCAAGGUGAGGUGAUCCGUGAUGUCCCUGGAAUGCGGCGGGAUGUUAUUUACAGCCAAGUAUACGAGGGUUUAGAUUUUAGUGGGCAAGUGUACGACGCCGGAGAGAACAUACGGCUCGUAGCGAAUGGCAUCGGGCAAGACAACGAUUUGCAGGAGCAUGAAGUUCAUCACAUACAAUCUAACCCCGCGAAACAGCGAGUCGCUGAAAGGGGAGCUCGGCAAUCACAAACGUCAUUUACAGUUGACACCAUUCUCUUUUUGUUGCCCUUUACCCAAGCGAAAGGCGCGACGCGACGCGUCGCUGGGCGCCCACCAAAGUUUGCAAGGCUAGCCAAAGGGCUUCCUACGAUUAGCAGUGGUCUGAAGCGGCGACGGUCUGACUUGGAAGAUGAAGGACACCGUACUGAAGAAAGGGGGACUGGAGAUUCGACACGCUCAGUACGACCAAAGGCAGGGACUCGUCAGCCGUCAGUGCUUGUCAUUGAUUCGAGUGACGAAGACACUGAGUCUGAGCUCACCGAGAUUGAGGAUUCGUGCUGCGCGUCAGAUGUGUCCGAAGCAGAAAAUGCGGAUGACAACGAUACGGAGCUUCCGAUUCAAGUUUCCGAGUUGCGGACGAAGGAGCUAUUCCCGAAACAGCUGGCAACAGGAGACACAGGACAAGGAACAACGUUGGCUGCCGCAUACAGCCUUAAAGCUCAACAGGAAGGGGUCGCGAAUACAUCAGAGAUGCAGCAGUUCGUCAAAGACAGUGCCACUCUAGCAGCGCACAACCUCAUUUUCGGAGGUGAUGUUUGCGAUUGGAUGUCCAAGGUCAGCGAAGAUGGUCGGCUGCAUCGUUUUCAGUCUCCUCUAGCCCGUCGUGGGUAUGGUUUAAACAUGGUGGUGUUCGCGGCCAUGGUUCACAUUGCGAGGGGGGCUGGCUACGACGGUCAAGGCGACAUUCUCGAUAAGUUAGCGAACGGAUCCAUGGAGCUUUUUGUCUAUCCGCUUGUGAUAUUUGGGACGACACGACUCAAAAGUCUUUGUAAAGGGUUCAUGCGGGCCGUACAGCCGAAAGCCUAUCGUUUGCUCAAUAUCCAGGGGAAAACCCGGGACGAACUCUCAGCGCUUCUCAAGGACAGCAGCUAUAUAUACCCACAUAAAGAUGGAAAGGCAGGUUUCUUGCCCCGCGCAUUUGCCUUUGCUAACCCCGACAUGACAAAGCCUUUUGGUAGUGAGGUUAUAUCUGAAGGAAUCAAAGCAGCAUUCUUCACACCUCAUGGUGAAUCCGAGGUCCACUAUCAAGUUUAUCAGAGCUUCGGUCUAGGCCUAGCUUAUCGUCAUGAAUUGACGUCCUCAAUCAACGAGCGGUCAGACGAACAUGAGGUCACGCCAGCGAUGCUUUUGUUUGCUUCAACGGCAAUCGCCGCUGUCAUUAAACAGAAGCUGAAUGGCAGUAUCCGGGCUCCGUUGUCUGGCGCGGAGCUCGACCAACUCUUCAAAGACCAUCUACUCCUGCUAGCGACCUUUCAAAAGCGGAAGCCAGUGGCGUAUCAUCGUCUCAUGCACGGUAUCCUCGAGAAGUGCUGGUGCGUACCCUGUGGGACAACCGCGCGUAACUCGAAAGCUAAUGCAGUCCGGUCAUUCAGCGGGAGUUCUCUCGGAAAAAGUGGACAUCAACCGGUGGGUAAGAAGAUUGUUGACGAUGUUGAUUGGGAUUUGAUCCCAGAUGUGUAA